Molecule: messenger RNA, 1881 nt
Organism: Archocentrus centrarchus (flier cichlid)
Lineage: Eukaryota; Metazoa; Chordata; Actinopteri; Cichliformes; Cichlidae
Product: tyrosine-protein phosphatase non-receptor type 7
Exons: 11
Coding region: 339-1634 (431 amino acids)
Biological process (GO): protein dephosphorylation; signal transduction
Cellular component (GO): cell junction; plasma membrane; cytosol
Molecular function (GO): protein tyrosine phosphatase activity; protein kinase binding
Source: RefSeq, a predicted model, not a curated record
UUUCUUCCACAUAAUAUUCUGUUUUUCUCUCUCAUUUACUAUCACUUUCCCUCUCUGUUCACUUGUUUCUUCUUGCCCCUGGUGUGUCAGUAAGUAAUCUGUUUCAUUUGAGGAAGGUGGGAAAGAGAGAGAACAAAUGGAGAGCAGCCAUUUAUUUCACUGCUAGUUAGUGAUUUGCUGAGCCGCUGGUUAGUUUAUUAGCUGUGUGGGUAAGUCAGCAGGAGCUUCAGUAUCAGAGGAGGAUUCACAUCUCACAGACCUCAAUCACAAACAUCAUGCACGCUGUGGUGAUGAGCAGAUAAGACGAACCCAACUACGCAAACACACUUAAACACACCAUGAGCCUUUCAGCAGUGCACUCCUCCUCCUCUCCCACUGAGGACCCAGUGACACCCCCACCCAUGACCACACCUCCUCGCAAAGCCUCAGUCCGUCUCCAGGAGAGGCGGGGCUCUAAUUUGUCUCUUCUUUUGGACGUGAACACUUUGGGGGUGGAGACUGUAUGUUCUGUGUCCACCCCAAAGGAGGUGUGGCUUCAGCUGCUUCACACCUCCUCGCGACCGCUCACGCACACGCUGCUGCAGGAAGCUGCCCUGGACACAAAUACCCUGAAUGUAGAGUACCAGAAGAUCCCUCCCAACUUUGUGAACGCUGCUGAGCUCGAUGUUCCGGGACACACGAUGAAAGACCGAUACAAAACCAUCCUCCCCAACCCUGAGAGCCGGGUGAUCCUCAGGAACCCAGACGAUGACCCGGGGCCCGAUCGCUACAUAAACGCCAACUACAUCAGGGGCUACAAAGGGGCUCCCAGGGCCUACAUCGCCACCCAGGGGCCGAUGGUGCACACAGUGGGAGACUUCUGGGACAUGGUGUGGCAGGAGAGGAGCAGCAUCAUCAUUAUGGUUACGAGACUGAAGGAGAACAAUGAGAAAUGUGAGGUGUACUGGCCACAACCGAGAGACAAGACGAAGAGGGUAAAGGAGGAGGACGAAGACCAGGAGGAGGAGGACGAGCGGAGGGAGGAGGAAAAAGAAGAGGAAGGAGAGACGAGUCGACACGGCAGAUUCCUUAUCAGAGUGAAGGACAGCCAAGAGAAGGACGGGUUCACGGUCACAGAUAUGGAGAUCGAGCUACGUUCAGAGCGCAGACACGUCAGACACUACUGGUUCACAUCUUGGCCCGACCAUCAUAUCCCUCAAUGCAUCGCUCCAUAUCUCAGGCUGGUGGAGGAGGUGGAGACGUACAGCGAGUCCCUCGUACCCACCAGCUCUCAGGAAGUCCCCGCCUCAGGCCCCGGACCAAUCAUCGUCCACUGCAGUGCAGGUAUUGGGAGGACGGGUUGUUUUAUAGCCAGCAGUAUUGGCUGUCAGCAGCUCAGAGAAACCGGCCAAGCUGACGUCCUGGAGACGGUUUGUCAGCUUCGACUCGACAGGGGCGGUAUGAUCCAGACUACAGAGCAGUACCAGUUCUUGUACUCCACGCUGGCCCAGUACAGCUCCCAGCUGCAGCAGCAGAACCAGAACCAGAACCAGCCGGCCUCACUGCCUCAGAGCCAGCAGAACCCAGAGGAGCAGGUCAGCAUACAGCUGCAGAACCUCGAGCUAGACAGCAAACAGAACAGGAAGAACUCAUAGAACCUGGAUAACCACAAGUGUCUUCAGAGAAGUCCACGAGAACCCAGCAGCAGAACUUAAAGAACUGAGGCACCAGCAGGUGGACAACUGGGGGGACCAGCAGGACCUCACAGGAGCCCCAGAGGAGCCCCAGAGGAGCUGGUGUUUUGCUCCAAUUUGACUGAACAAGUAGAGAAUGCGAUUAAUUAGAACAUCAAAAGCACCAUGUUCAUGAUAGACUAAUUAAAUAAAAUAAGACGGGAAUAUU